AUGUUUUUGGACAUUCAAGGACUCCGCUGUGUUGCCAUAUUUUAUGUCCUCUGUUUUCAUGUGUGGCCUCAGCACUUUCCAGCGGGAUAUCUUGGAGUGGACGUGUAAGUGAUUCAGCUUGCAAAAAAAGGCGAAAAAUGUGUACGUACUUUAUGAAAAUACUAGUAUAUAUUUCUUUGGCAUACCGUUUCAGAUUCUUCGUGAUUUCUGGAUUUUUAAUGCACAUGUUGAUGGAUUCGGCCGCUUUUUCGGCCGAGUCGAUUCAAAAUUUUUAUUUCCGAAGGGUCAAACGGAUUGUGCCCACAUAUUUGUUCAUUGUGACAUGCACAACAGCUUGGGCUCUACAUAUCUUUGACUAUCAAUACAUCCAAAAAACUGUGACCGAAUCGCUCACCGCGGCUUUAUUUGCCUCAAACAUCUUCAACCUUCCGAAACACGGCUACUUUGACACGAAUAAUCAGUAUCCUGUUUUUCUGCAUACUUGGUCGUUGUCGGUGGAGCUACAGUUUUAUCUGUUUGUGCCGUUGUUGUAUUUCUUGUGCAAAAAGGCGGACAGUUGGAAGCCACGUGCCGGAACAGCCGUCUUGACGGCAAUUGGAGCGUGCAGCUUUUUGUUGCAAGCGGUCAGCACAGGUUGGUGUUAACAUAAAUUUAGGGCAAUUUUUUAUUAUGGAAAUCUAUUGGUAUUUCUGUAAAGUGCACGGAAAUUUUGUCGCGGUCUGCACUGUGCACAAGAACCCACAAUUUCGCACUUUGUAUCGAAAUGUAUUUCCAUGCAGACUGAUAACAGAAGACCUUUCGUCUUUUGCUGCAAUUGAUACAUGAUUUCGUAACAUUCUAGAUCUGAACGUGGCCCACAUGAACACACUGUGCCGAGUAUGGCAAUUCUGCAUUGGAUUUAUUGUCCAUUACUUCAAGAAGAAGGCUCCGCCACAAUAUUCGAAAAUUUCUUCGGAUAAAAUAGGCGAAAAACACGACUUGUCGGCCUUGUCAAUCCAUUCCCCUUGCUCGGAACACGGCAGCAACCUCAAAACAGUCUUCUGCGCUCUGCUAAUUAUUUUGUUGCAAAUUCGCGUCUCAAAUUUCGUGUGGAUCCAUCGACUAGCGGCGACGGUCACGGCUGGCGUAUUGCUUGCAACAGGCGGAAAAAGUUUUUUGGAGAAUCAAUUGUUCGUAUAUGUUGGCAACAUCUCGUACUCGCUGUAUUUGGUACACUGGCCAGCAUUGGUUUUUUUCAAGUAUACAGCUAACAGUAGCACAAUCUCGAUUCGCGGUAAGGAAUUUAUUUGGCGUAUUGAAUUAGGUAUUAUACUGGAAUACAUAGUAAAUAUCAGUCUGUCGGGAAAAUAAGACCAGCGCUGUCGCUUCAAAAAUCGCAUCGCCGGAGAGGAAAUGGAUACUCGCUCGGACUAGUUAAAAUUCAGAAAAUUGGGUUUGCUAAUGAAAAUAAGCGCAAUGUCAAGACACAAUUGGCUUUUUAAAGGUAUUUUUGUUUUUUUUAGUUACGGAGCACGGUAUUUAUCCAUUUACAUGAUGACAGAAAAAAUUGAGGGGGUUAGACUUGGGGAGACUUUUGUUUCAAUGGGCCGGCCCGGGCCGGGCCGAAGUAAAUUUGAAACGAGCCGGGCUGGCCGGAACCCUUCAGACCGACGAGACGGCCAACGAGCUAUGUCUAUUACGGGCCGGGCUGGGCCGAAAGUCUAGACCCGCGGGCGGCAGCGGUCAGGCCUGCCCGGAUUGCAACUAUAUAUUUCGGGCCGGGCCGAAAUUGACCGAAAUUUCGGCCCAGCCCCGGUCCGGCACGGGCCGGCCCGGGUCAUGUCUACGAUUGACUGAUCGACAAUAUCUUUCUGCCUUUUCAGAUGGAAUCCUCAUUCUUCAAGCAUGCUUUCUGCUAAGUGUUUUGGUAGAAAGCUCCUUUAAAAAAUUAAAUCAAUCAAUAAACUGUAAAGCAAAGCUGUUUCUGCUUAUCGUCGCGUUGUACAUGUGCUUGGCGGCAACUAUUUCCUUCAACAGCAACGUCCAGCAGCCUCAAGUUUCCGCGCCCCACGAAAACUAUACAGAUAAUAUAACGAAACCCGAGGAGUUCUUGAUGAGUCGUGUCUUCGACUAUGAACACAUGGACCAACUCAACAUGACAAACACACAGUUGGCUGAUUAUAAUGGCCGACUCCACGACUUCUGGCUUCAUUUUGGCUAUGGGCAUGCAGUGAAGAACAACGAAACGAAGGCGUUAAAAAUUUCGCACCAGGUUGAGGUAAAUCCAGCUAUUUGUCUGCCGGCAAAAUUACGAACACUCUGUCGCAUCGAAAAACGCAAAGUUAAUUGCAUUGCGGCAAGAUCAAAUUGCUUUCACUUCAGCGACCAGGUCGGCUCAGCAACAAUGUGCUCAUUGUUUUCUCGACAGACUGAUAGUUGAAUUGAUGAUAAAUAUAAACUUUAAGGGAACAGGUGAUCUAGAAGUCCUUUUGAUUGGCAACAGCAUAAGUUCCGACUUGUAUUACGGGUUGUGGCCAAGGUUUCGUAGCCAUUACAAACGUUUGACCCUUGUGUAUACCGCCGCAACAGUUCCUUUCCAGCAAGAUUUUGAUGGCGAUCAUUCAAGGCAUUUUUUGAACAUUGUCAAGAACUUUGGCCGUCCCAUAGAUCUUCUGGUUAUUCGAUAUGCGUAAGGGUUUUCCGAAGCAAGUGUGUCCCAAGUGCGACGCCCAUUUUUGCUACUGUAUUUUUGGUAGGCUGCCCGACGGAUUUCAGUAGAUGAAACUGCGGACAGCAAUUUGCGCAAAUUGGUAAGGAGAGCAGUCGUUUUUCCUUAAAUUUUCCAUCUGCAAAGCCGUCAAAGUCUGAGUGUCACACUUGGGGCUACUUCCCCCGUGAGUGCAUUUGCAGCGGUUUCCAUUGCAGGACGCAUAGAAUCGUCGAUGACAAGAAUUACAUCGAAAAUCAGAUGAGGACCGACAUGCAAUACUUUUUCGAUCAGCUCAGCUUGCUGCCCGUUAAAAAAAUAAUCACGGGGUAUACAGAGUACAAGGCCGACCGCGAUUACACCGUGGAAAUGCUGCAAAAGGCGCAGAGAGCCAACGAGGACACUUCGAAAUUCAAUUUUUCAUACAAGGUAAAGCGAACAUCGACAAAUAAAUAUUUUCUUCAGAAGGCUCGCGAACGCAACUUGCCCCUUGACAAGGUGAUGAGCACGUUGAAAUGCGACAAAUGUAGCAUAUACGAUUUUAGUCGGACCUUCUGCAACAGCAUCACCGACAAAUGCAGUGUUGUUUUAGAGAACGGCGUGAUAAUCUACUGGGACUAUAUGCAUGUUUCCGCGUUUGGCUCGUUUUUUAUGGCCGAUGAUUUUAUCAGCUAUCUCAGGCGAAUAAAUGUGAUCUAA
Bursaphelenchus xylophilus (pine wood nematode) is the source of this 3385-nucleotide messenger RNA. The record is from the annotation of a GenBank genome assembly. Lineage: Eukaryota; Metazoa; Nematoda; Chromadorea; Rhabditida; Aphelenchoididae.